AUGUUUGAAAUGUCCAUAGUCAGAUUAGUGUUGAUUGUUCUAGUAGCCGCAUCGUUGGGUGCCUUUUGGUACCUGGACACAGUGUUUUAUCACUGGGACCGAGUACUGCCACAGCCUGAAGAAAUGGUUGUUGAAACAGUGCCAGAAUCUCCAAAAAAUAUUACGAAUUUCAAUAAGCCUAAAGAGUUUGUGCCAACAAACGAAUGGCAAAUAAUCGGCGAAGAUCAACCUAUUCCUCCUGGAUUACAUGUACAGAUUGAUCUUCAGACUGGUGAGAAAAAGGCUAAACUAAUGGAGGACAAUAUAAAUAAUAAAUCAAAUAGUUUGGCUAUUACAGACUCUAAUAAACCAGAGAAUUUGAAAGAUCCAAACAGUUUACCAGAUAAUUCACACAAAUUUAGAUCUUAUGAAGAGCUUAAAGAUGAUCUUAAAGAUUUGAAUAUGACUAUUAAAAGUGAUAUGGAUGUAAUGGAUGAACUUACUAAAAAAUUUCAAGAACAAAUUAAAUUAUAUGAAGAUAGUGAUAAAAAUCUUCAAAAUAUUUUAACUGAUCUUGAAUAUCUCCUACAUCAAGUUGAUACAGCUGAGGUUUUUGUAAAGAAUAAAGGGAUACAAUUAAUUAUAAUGCCUUGUAUAAAUAGCAAUUCAAGUUUUUUAAAAGCACAAGGAGCACUGAUCCUUGGUUCUGCUGCUUCUAAUAAUCAAAAAGUUCAAAUUGCUUCUUUAGAAAAUAAUGUUAUACCACUUUUAUUAAAGCAUAUUGAUAAUGAAUUUACAUUUUCUGUUCAAAAAAAUUGUAUAUUUGCUUUAUCAUCAAUUAUUCGAAGAUUUCCCUUAGCGCAAAAACAAUUAAUAGAUAACAAUGGUAUUCAAACUUUCAUGUCUGUGUUUAAAAUGCCUGUAUCCGAAUUCAAUACUAAACUUAAGUUAAAAGUUACUCAACUUCUAGAAGACUUAACUGUAGAAAUCGAGGAUGCCAAACUAACAUUCAAAGAAGAAACUAAUAAACAGCUCAGCACUGAGGCAGCCGAAAGAGUUCGUCAGUAUGACAAUUUGCACUUAAAAGAUAAGCUUGUUGAAAAUGGGUGGUGUAACAUUUUGGGAAAUGAGUUAAUUAUACUGUCUAAUCGAUUACCACUAGAUGAAGAAAGCCAUGAAAUGGUUGUAGCUUCUGGAAAAUCUUUAUUAGUAUUGCAAAAAUUGUGUAAAGUUAAAUUACAAGGGAAUAAGGAAUUUUAUCAAUCAUUUUACACUUUGGAAGUUUUUUACAAACAGUUAUUCCAAAAUGAUGUCUUUUUUGAUGAGUUAUAUCAGUUGACAACCGAGUUGACUAAUACUUAUGAUCCUGUAUUAGAAUAGUAUCAUGUUAUUUAAUCCAAUUUAUAAAUUUUUAAUACUGUGUGUAACUAAAUAUCUAAUGUAUUAAAUAUUUUUUCUGUGAUAUAA
Messenger RNA from Rhopalosiphum maidis (corn leaf aphid), 1446 nucleotides. It is a transcript of the gene Sil1, whose product is annotated as nucleotide exchange factor SIL1. The coding region runs from base 1 to 1359 and encodes 452 amino acids. Lineage: Eukaryota; Metazoa; Arthropoda; Insecta; Hemiptera; Aphididae. The record is from RefSeq and is a predicted model, not a curated record. The transcript is spliced from 7 exons.